This is a messenger RNA of Aspergillus saccharolyticus JOP 1030-1, 800 nucleotides long. Its product is annotated as glycoside hydrolase family 11 protein. NCBI's taxonomy places the organism in Eukaryota, Fungi, Ascomycota, Eurotiomycetes, Eurotiales, Aspergillaceae. The transcript is spliced from 2 exons. Gene Ontology annotation, biological process: xylan catabolic process. The record is from RefSeq and is a predicted model, not a curated record. The coding region runs from base 54 to 800 and encodes 248 amino acids. Gene Ontology annotation, molecular function: hydrolase activity, hydrolyzing O-glycosyl compounds.
CACCGUCGCUCACUCACUACAUUCUUUGUCAUUUCCUUCUCACUACCACCACAAUGGUCGCGCUCUCUAACAUUCUCCUCGCUCUUUCGGCCGCUUCGGGCGCCCUGGCGGCCCCGAACCGUCUGGCUCUCAUGGAAAUGGCCAAGCGCAGCCUGACCUCCUCCAGCGAGGGUACCAGCAACGGCUUCUUCUACUCCUUCUGGACCAAUGACGAAGGCUCGGUCACCUACACCAACGGCGACGCCGGCGAAUACUCUGUGGAAUGGAGCGACGCUGGUAACUUUGUUGCCGGCAAGGGCUGGAGCACCGGCAGCGACCGUGAGAUCACCUACUCCGGUACCUGGACCCCCGUCGACAACGGCAACAGCUACCUCUCCGUCUACGGCUGGACCACGAGCCCCUUGGUCGAGUAUUACAUCGUCGAGCACUACGGCGACUACAACCCCUCCAGCGGAUUGACCGAGCUGGGCACCGUGACCAGCGACGGCAGCACCUACAAGAUCUACGAAUCGACCCGUACCGAUGCCGCCUCCGUUGAGGGCACCAGCACCUUCAAGCAGUACUGGUCCAUCCGCGAUGACGCUCGCGUCGGCGGCACCGUCACCACCAAGAACCACUUCGAUGCCUGGGAGAGCUUGGGUCUGGAACUCGGCACCUUCAACUACCAGAUCGUUGCCGUUGAGGGCUACGAGAGCAGCGGAUCUGCCGCCAUCACCGUUGACAGCGCCACCCACACCACCGUCACCACCCAGAAGAGUGUUGCUACCACUGCUGCUGAGGAGGAUGAGGAGGACUGCUAA